Arabidopsis arenosa is the source of this 1523-nucleotide messenger RNA. NCBI's taxonomy places the organism in Eukaryota, Viridiplantae, Streptophyta, Magnoliopsida, Brassicales, Brassicaceae. The record is from the annotation of a GenBank genome assembly.
GUGAGUGAUUCCCACGUUGCACCUUCCUCCUAACCCUUUUCUUCAUCGCCACUCAAUCUCUCUAGCUGCAACUUUCUUUGUAACGUGUAAAUUGCCAACCUUUAUUUAUUUUUAUUAACCCAACUUCGUUGCCGGCCAUUACCAAUUCCUUUAUCCCAUCAUAGUCUCUUCUCUUCCCCUUUUUCAUCACAUUGCCAAAAAAGUCUCAACCUUUUUCUCUCCCGGAGGAAAGAGCGAGAAGAAGACUCGGUUUUGCGUGAGGAGAGAUAGAGAGACUUAGAAAGCGCGGGAAGACCGAACUUUGGCGGUUCGGCGGCUCUACGUCGUCUGUUGCUCGAGUCGUCCUGGAGCUCGCCCGUUGUUUCUCGACGGCGGUGGUGGAAGAAAACGACCGUCCAGCCAUGGAUAUUGGCGGUCCUACCAAUAUCCGCCACGUGGCUCACGUUACCUUUGAUCGUUUCAAUGGCUUCCUCGGUCUUCCCUCUGAGUUCGAGCCUGAUGUCCCCAGGAAAGCUCCCAGUGCAAGUGCAACUGUGUUUGGGGUAUCCACAGAGUCAAUGCAGUUAUCAUACGAUUCGAGAGGGAAUUGUGUUCCUGUGAUACUGUUGUUAUUGCAGAGCCGGCUAUAUGAUCAAGGAGGCUUGCAGGCAGAAGGAGUAUUCAGAAUCACUGGAGAGAACAGCGAAGAAGAGUUUGUUAGGGAGCAGCUGAAUAAAGGGAUCAUACCAGAUGGGAUCGAUGUCCAUUGUUUAGCCGGACUUAUUAAGGCUUGGUUCAGAGAGCUGCCGAGAGGUGUUCUUGAUCCUCUGCCAUCGGAGCAAGUGAUGCAGUGUGAGUCAGAUGAGGAUUUUGUUAAGGUUGUGAGACUCUUACCUCAAACAGAAGCUUCUCUUCUCAAUUGGGCCAUCAAUCUCAUGGCUGAUGUUGUUCAGUUUGAGCAUGUUAAUAAGAUGAACUCUCGUAACCUUGCUUUAGUCUUUGCCCCUAAUAUGUCUCAGAUGGCAGACCCUUUAACUGCAUUGAUGUAUGCGGUUCAAGUGAUGAAGUUGCUCAAGAGCCUCACAGAGAAAACUGUGAGAGAAAGGGAAGCUUCCUCUUCUGUGGUUGACAGAAGAUGUAGCAAAGAAGCCGAAGAUGGCGAGAAAGAAGAAGACAAUGAAGAAGAAGAAGAAGAUGAUGAAGAAGAAGAAGAUGAAGAUGAUGAAGAAGAAGAAGAAGGAGAUGGUGUGUACAUAAUUAACGAGGAAGAAGCAUCAGAGAGAAUGAAAGUGGUUGCUGAUGAACACAAGUCAGGAAGCAUGAAGAGUGAGUUUGAGGGAUCUAGUGCUUCGGAUUCAAAGGGAGAUAAUGGAGUUGUGCAGCCACCCAUUUGCAGUUCGAACCGUAUAGGAAACAAGUGAAAUUGAUGUUUUUUCUUUUUAGUUUACUGUGUGUUUGGAUUGCUUUAUUUGAUUGCAUUAUGCAUAUGUAACUUCUAAGUAAUGUAGUUUGUUGUUGAAUGGUGAUAUGAUAUGAGACUAACU